This is a messenger RNA of Paramecium sonneborni, 1024 nucleotides long. The record is from the annotation of a GenBank genome assembly. Lineage: Eukaryota; Ciliophora; Oligohymenophorea; Peniculida; Parameciidae.
AUAUAUUAAAGGAUAUGUAAAAUUCUCUCAAAGAAAAUCCUCUUAUUGGUAACAAUGAUGAUAUAAUCGUUUAUUUAGAUACAGGAAGCAUCGUUUAAGAAAUUUAUAGGGAGGAAUAUAUUCCAGUUUAAUAGAUUUAAAAAAGAGAGGAGGAUGCAGUAUUUAUUGAUGAAAACCCUUAAAUUGUUUUGGAGAAAUUAAUGAAAUUAAAGGAAUGUAAUUAUAAAGAGAGGUAAAUUAAAUAGUAAAUAUAGACUUGCUUUUACGAAAAGAUUAGGAGAACUUUUAGCAUGGAUAGGGGAUUCUGCUAUUGAUAAUUUAAAUACAAUCAUAUAAUAGAUAGUAUUCUUGAAUUUUAAUUUAUAGUUAGAAGAUGCUGAUGAAAUUAAGAAGAAUUUUAUAGCCCAAUUAGAGUAAAUUUGUGUACUUUUGAAAACAAAAUAAAAUAGUUAAGAACUUAUUAAAUAACAUGUAGUAAAAGCAUUGUAAGAAUUGUUAAAAUCUAAUAAUUUUGAUGUAAUCUAUCGGUCAUUUAUAUUAAGAUUAAAGAAUUGGCUGGUAAUUCAAUAAGUAUUGUUGCCAAAGAAUUAAAUGAAAGAGAUAGAGGAAAUCUAAUUUUAACUUAAGUUAUUUAGAUGGCACAUGAUGAUAAUAAUGAUGAGAAUGUAAUAAUUGCUGUUAAAGUUUAAUAUAAUUCUAUAUAUUAUAGUUAUUUGGUUAAUUAGCUGCUGAUUUUGGACCUGAAUUAUCUGAAUCAUUUAUAGCAUUAGAAAUUCUAUCUAAAGGAGAUGAUGCCAAAUAACCAAUAAGAAAAGAAGCAGUUCUAUAAUUAGCUAAUAUAGCUAAAGUUUUAUCUAAAGAUUUUAUUAAACAUAGAUUAAUACCAUUCUUUUCUAAGCAAUAAUUAUAUAUUUAUACUAUUUUAGAAAAACUGAAGAAAGAACAUGGUAAACUAGAAAAGCUUGUCUUGAUAUCAUUGUUAAAUUAGCUGAACAAACAGAUACAGAAAAUUUUGAUUUGAUUA